Chrysoperla carnea is the source of this 1452-nucleotide messenger RNA. It is a transcript of the gene mtTFB2, whose product is annotated as dimethyladenosine transferase 2, mitochondrial. Gene Ontology annotation, cellular component: mitochondrial matrix. Gene Ontology annotation, molecular function: rRNA (adenine-N6,N6-)-dimethyltransferase activity; mitochondrial transcription factor activity. The transcript is spliced from 6 exons. Lineage: Eukaryota; Metazoa; Arthropoda; Insecta; Neuroptera; Chrysopidae. Gene Ontology annotation, biological process: transcription initiation at mitochondrial promoter; rRNA methylation. The record is from RefSeq and is a predicted model, not a curated record. The coding region runs from base 36 to 1373 and encodes 445 amino acids.
AUUAUAAAUAAAACAUUUUAAAAGAUGUUAAAGAAAUGUUUUCGAGAAUUAUUCGAAAUAAAACUUUUAUACAGAAUCGUUUAUUAUCCACUAUAGUACCACAUGAACAAUCAAGAGAAGUUAAUUAUGUUAAAACUUCAAAGAUCACGUCAAAAAAACAACAUGAAAAAGAACUUCAAGAAUUCUUAAAUAAUGACAACGAUAUAAAAUCGAUUAAACAACAUAUACCAACGAUUUUACUGAAUCGUACUUACGAUCCAUCAGCAAUUUAUUUAAUUGAUAAAAAAGUUGCCACAUUAAUCGCUUGUGCCAUACGAAAAAACAUACCGAUUAAAAACACAAAAAAUAUACAAAUAUUAGAAGCAAAUCCAGGAUUAGGUUUAUUAACGGAUGAAUUAAUUAAAAAAGGAUUUCAGAAUAUAAGUCUGUUCGAAUCGAAAGUACAUUUUUUUAAUUAUUUAAUUGAUAAGUAUGAGAAUCGAAAUAUGUAUAUCAAUUGUGAUGAUUUCUUUUCAAUUUGGAAGUUAGCAUAUCAAGAUCGAUUUGAUAAUGGAACUCGUGUGGCUGAUUUGCUUGAAAAUUUUAAGCUUACAUCUUGGACUAGUGGAAGUUCUGGAAUGAAGAUUAUAGGAUCAAUUCCAAAUACAACCUUUAUAAAACAUAUGAUUUACUCGGUUAUCUUACAGAUUGGUCUGGUCAUGUAUGGUCGACCGGAAAUGUUUUUGGUUAUGCAGCCUUCCGUUUAUCUGCAAUUAACAGCUCAACCCGACGAUGGUUUUAUGAGUUAUCGGUCAUCAAGCGUUCUAUUUCAAUUAUUAUUUAACAGUGAAAUUGUUGAAAAACUACCGAGAGAAUCGUACUUGCCGUGGCAAUAUUUACGAUCCAAGAAACGUAGCACCUCACCUUUUAAAGGCAUAGAUCCAGAUUAUCUCUAUUUAGUACAUAUUUCGGGUAAAAAAGUUCUUCCAGUACCAAAUAAUGAACUGCAGCCACUUUGGUACUUUGUUCGUCAUCAUAUGCUAAGUCGUACAAAUCGUGUUAUACCACAAUUAGAACGUUGGAUUCCUGGUAGUGGAUCAAAAUUUAUAGCUGCUAGUACUAGAAGCAGUGACAAACGAGAUAAAUUUAAAAAUAUUGGAAUUUUCACGAAAUUUGGUGAAUUAACACCGGAACAAAUUUUAGAAUUAUUUAAACAAUUUGCAAGUAUGCCUGAAUAUCAAGAAAGUCCAUUUUUGGCAUCAAUGGAAACUAGUUUAUUAAAAUUAGAAAGUAACGAGGAAAGUGCAAAUGCUGUUGAAAUUACAGAUGCAAAUCAUAACGAACAAGAGUUAUUUGAAGAAAAUAAUGAAAAUAUUCCUGAAAAAUCCAGAUGAGAUUGUCUUAAUGAUUUUAGUUGAUUUUUUUAGUCACCAAAAAUAUUUAUUUUAAUUAUUCAUUCUCAUAAUUAUUAUC